CGCGCUUCCGCUCUCCGUCCCUACGCCCGAUUGAUUCCCGCCGCUCGUUUACGCCAUCGCCCGCAUCCCUAUCCAUCCGCGCCAUUCUUCCCGGGCCCCUCCAUGAGCUGAGCGUCGCGCCCAGAUGAAGAGUGGCAUAUCCCACCGGAGCUUGAAGACUUCCAAUGUCCUCCUCCGAUCCCAGCCAUUACCGCCGAAGCCCUAGUCCUCAGUCAAUACCCCUCCAAGACCUCAAUCGCCCGCCGGACGACAACGAAGGCUAUGCGCCAGGGGCGGCGCAGCCGCAUAGGCGGACACUGAGCGAUCGCGGAAGGAAUCUGCUCAGGCAGUCCGCCUCAAUAGCAACCGGACAGCAUUGGACGCCGCAAUACGUGCCUAUAGCAGAGGCCUCGCCCAGCCCGACACGUUCCGCCAGCCGUCCCCAGAUCCAAACCUCCUUCUCGUAUGACCAGGGAACCGCCCAAGAGCCGGAAGAUGGAGCAUACUCGCCUUUGGAAGACGCAGGCGCUUUCCAGGCCGCCAUUGGCUUUUCCGGGCUCCCAGAUAUGGGAUUUCACGGAGAAACCUCGCCGCCCAUACCCACUCCCAUGUCCUCAGAGAUGUCCUACCAGCCCUACCCAACCGAUCCCUAUCUGUCAAGACCAGAAUCCGAAGACCAAGGCUACGUUCCGGCCGCAUCGUAUGAGGACACUGCACGCUUGACCGAUUCUCGCAAUCUACAGCCCAUAAGUGGUGCUCCUCUUGCGGCUUCGCCCCAUCGCGAAAGAGCUGGUAGUUUCCAGAGCGUGCGCUUUCUAACUCCAGAGGCUACCACUCCCGUGUCGAAAGGUGGAGAUGACAUUGGCUAUCUGGAAGCCGCGAGCCGGCGCGAGUCUUCGGCCCGCAAGCGGUCGCUCACGCCUGGCGAUGUCUCACCACUACAUCGCGCGGGGACCAUCGUGCGCAACAUGUCCCAGCGCGUCGUGAACAUCAGCAGUGAACCCGACAUCGCUGAGCGUACCAUGCGAAGGAAGUCCUCUUUGCGUCAUGCUCGACUCCAGGAGCCGCCUUCCCUCCCCGUCUUUCCCGAAUAUGCCCAUGAUGACGCCACUUCCCCAACGUCCCCGCUGGAAAAACCACCUUCCCCGACUCACUUCAAGCGCCCGAGUGUACAAUGGCAGCGUCCUCCAAACCCUCUCAAAGGGCGUACCUUGGGCAUCUUCUCUCCGGAGAACAAAUUGAGACUGUGGCUCUGCGACCUCCUCGUCCAUCCUGUCACAGAACCUCUACUACUCGUCCUAAUCAUAAUUCAAACUGUGUUGUUAGCGGUCGAUGCAAGCCAGGACGUAUUCAAACAUCCGCGUUCCACCAAAUGGGGAGUGAGUUGGAUUGAUAAAGCUCUUCUUGCUCUGUUCAUCAUAUACACCAUCGAGGUCUGCAUUCGCGUAAUCGUCUCUGGCUUCAUCAUCAACCCGGUCGAGUACAGCACGAUCAAUAGACAGGUGGGUCUCAGGGAGGCGAUAAAGAAUAAAGCCCGGCAACUCCUGGGAGGACCACAACGACAAUCCUCGCUGAAGCAAGCUGAUCCCAAUUUGGCUCCUGAGCAACCCUCGGUACUGCGAACCUUUACUACGGCGCAGAUGAAUCCGUCCAUUGGGCCAGGGGAUGCACGGCAACAGCAGCGUGUUCGAUUAGCCCAUCGAGCGUAUCUUCGCCACUCCUUUAACAGGACUGACUUCCUCGCCGUCAUCUCUUUCUGGAUCGCAUUUGCACUGAGCGAAUUUGGUUUUGAACAACAGCAUCAUAUUUACAUUUUCCGAAUGUUGAGUUGUCUUCGCAUUAUACGCUUGCUCAAUCUCACCAGUGGCACAUCGGUUAUUUUGCGCAGUUUGAAGAAAGCAGCGCCUUUGCUGGUGAAUGUAGCUUUCUUGAUCGGCUUCUUCUGGCUUCUUUUUGCCAUUGUCGGUGUCCAAAGUUUCAAGUCAAGCUUCAGACGGCAUUGCGUCUACAUCGAUCCGACAUCUGGAGAAAAGUUCCCUACCAAGCAGUUCUGUGGUGGCCAUCUCCGAAAUGUCUCCGAUGCGAUUAUCCCGGAGCCCUAUAUACCCGCUGCGGGAAUGCCAGCGGGCACUCACAAAGGAUUUCUCUGUCCCAAGGGAUCCCUCUGCAUGGAAGACCAGAACCCAUUCAAUGAUACCCAGAGUUUUGACAAUAUCUUCCACUCCUUGGAGUUGGUCUUUGUCGUUAUGUCAUCCAAUACUUGGUCAGAUCUGCUGUACACUGUGGCAGACAGCGACUACCUCAUCGGCGCUCUAUAUUUCGGCGUUGCCAUAUUGAUUCUCAGUUUAUGGUUGAUCUCUCUCUUGAUAGCGGUCAUCACCUCAACGUUUCAGAUCAUUCGCGAAGAGAGUAAGGCCAGUGCAUUCACGGGAGAAGAAAUAGUCGAGGACGAGGAGGUCGAUGGAGAGGGAGUUUCCAAACGGCGGGUCAGCAAAAUCAAGCGGCUGUACGACAAAACCUCCUGGGUAUGGAUCCUGGUUAUCGCCAGCGGCAUCAUGGUUCAGGCUUUUCGAAGUGCAAACAUGAGCGAUGCACGCCGCAGGUUUAUCGAUGUCUUUGAGACGGGCGUCACCCUGAUACUGCUCGGAGAGAUUGUGAUCAGAUUUGUCGUCGAUUGGAGGCACUUCUUCCAAAGCAAGCGGAAUCUUUUCGACCUUCUCAUUGCCAUCGUCACAACCGUCAUCCAGAUCCCUGCCAUCAAACGGGCCCAUGAUGGUCAGGCUUAUGCCUGGCUGACCGUCUUCCAGAUCGUUCGGAUAUACCGCGUGGUCCUGGCUGUACCAAUGACACGCGAUCUUAUCAUGAUCGUUUUGGGAAAUGUGGGUGGUUUGUUGAAUCUCAUCCUCUUUGUGUUCCUGUUGACCUUCCUUGCGUCGAUUUUCGCCACUCAGCUCUUUCGUGGAGAACUGCCGCAGACGUCUGACGGAGAGACGAUCGAAUACUCCUUCUUCACGAUUUAUAACGCCUUCCUCGGAAUGUACGUGAUGCUCUCCAGUGAGAACUGGACUUCAAUCUUGUACACCGUCACCAGCUACCAGAAACCUUUUGGAACAGCAUGGAUUGGAGCCGCUUUCUGCAUCCUCUGGUAUAUCGUCGCCAAUUUUAUCGUCCUGAACAUGUUUAUUGCUGUCAUUCAAGAGAAUUUUGACGUCUCGGAAGAUGAAAAGCGUCUCCAACAAGUGAAGGCAUUUCUUCAGAAGAAAGAGCAAGGCUUCAGCUCCUCAUACGGCAACCUCUCGCUGUCGUCCAUCUUCAAAAUCGGGCAUUCUUCGCGCAAGGAUCCUCUCGAUUACGGAGCCGCUGCCACCGAAAUGCUCCUGAAGGAUGCCGUGGUUCGCGAUUUCCUUGAUGAGAGAGACGACAUAACGAGCCCUCAUGUCGAUGAACCCGCUCCUGGGAACCUGAAACCAACGCCCACAAUGCCGGGCUCGGGGAAGGUGUCCACAUUGUGGCAACGCAUAUUGCGCAGGAUCAGCCACGGCGAACCCAAUCCGUUCUACGCUCCUCUAGAUUUCGGUCGAGCGUACGAGGACCUCGAUCCCAGGCGGAUGGCGAAGGAGGUGGUGACAGCGACAGAGAAGCGCAAGAGGGCCCAAAGAGAAUACUUGCGGAAGUAUCCCAACUAUAACGUCUCUCUGUUCGUAUUCAAGCCGACUAAUCCGAUCCGGAGGUUCUGUCAGCGCAUCGUAGGACCAGGGCGUGGGAAUGACCGCAUCGAAGGCGUCGCACCAUCGGUUCCCGUGUGGUACGCCUUCUCAGCCUUCAUCUAUGCCGCUAUUAUUGCUAUGGUCCUUCUAGCCUGCGUCACCACUCCGUUAUACCAGCGGGAGUAUUUCAAGAAGCAUGAGUUUAGCGUCAAGAAUUGGUUCGUCUUCACAGACAUGGGGUUUGCCCUUCUCUUUACCGUUGAGGCUUUGAUCAAAGUCAUUGCUGAUGGUUUCUUCUUUACCCCCAAUGCCUACUUCCGGGGGUCAUGGGGCUUCAUCGAUGGUGUGGUGCUGGCCACUUUGUGGGCCAAUGUCAUCACUUCACUCUACAACGAAGGGCAGGUCACUCGCACAGUGGGGGCCUUCAAAGCGCUCAGAGCACUUCGGCUUCUGAACAUCAGCGACAGCGCGCGGGACCACUUCCACUCUGUAAUAGUACGUGGAGGCUGGAAAGUGCUUUCGGCGUUCUUUGUAUCGCUGAGCCUGCUCAUUCCGUUCGCCCUCUACGGGCUGAACUUGUUCGUCGGACGGUUUGCCUUUUGCAACGACCGCACCCCUGACAUAUUCAACCUCCAUGACUGCGUUCACGAGUAUUCGAGCAGCCCGUUUGAUUGGGAUGUCCUCGCCCCGCGAGUUGCUGCGAACCCAUAUUUCGACUUCGACAACUUUGGAAAUUCCCUGUUCAUCCUCUUUCAGAUCGUUUCACAGGAGGGAUGGACAGGCGUCAUGUGGGCAGCUCAGAGUAUCACCGGCGUCUUCACGCAGCCUCGGGACUUUGCUUCGCAAGGUAACGCGGUCUUCUUCAUCGUCUUCAACUUGCUUGGAGCGGUCUUCGUGUUGACCCUGUUCGUCUCCGUCUUCAUGCGCAAUUACACCGAACAGACUGGUGUAGCGUAUCUCACGACGGAUCAACGAUCCUGGCUCGAACUUCGCAAGCUGCUUCGCCAAGUAUCUCCGUCCAAGAGGCCUUCGUCGACGAAGCAGAGAGAAACAUGGGAGGAAUGGUGCUACCGACGUGCGGUCCGUAAGACCGGCCGUUGGCAGAGAUUCAUCACCGGCCUUCUAUGUGUUCACCUCGUGUUGUUAUGUCUCGAAUGGUACCCAGGCUAUGGCCCAUGGGAGCGCGCACGAGACUAUAUUUUCCUUCUAUUUACGAUCAUAUUCAUUGCCAAUGUGAUUAUCCGCAUCAUCGGCCUGACGUGGCAGCGAUUCCGGAAGAGUUCAUGGGACGUUUUCUCCAUCCUAGCUGUCUCGGGCACCUUCAUUACAUCAAUCCUCGUUCUCACGAACUCCACGCAGCGAGCCUUCAUCCAACUGCACAAACUCUGCCUUGUUUCCAUCGCAUUACUCCUUAUACCGCGCAAUAACCAACUGGAUCAACUGUUCAAAACGGCGGCAGCAAGUCUGGCAGCGAUAGCGAAUCUUCUAGCAACAUGGUUCGUACUUUUCUUGGUGUACGCCAUCGCUCUUACACAGACAUUCGGUCUGACCCGAUUUGGGGCCAACGAAACUGGAAACGUAAAUUUCCGCAACGUGCCCAAAGCUCUCAUUCUUCUCUUCCGGACGAGUAUCGGAGAAGGAUGGAACGAGAUCAUGGAAGACUUCGCGACUGUCGACAAGCCCUUCUGCACGAACGCCGCCAGAUUCUUUGACAGCGACUGCGGGAGCCCUGAAUGGGCGCGUGCCCUUUUCAUCAGCUGGAAUAUCUUGAGCAUGUACAUCUUUGUCAACUUGUUCGUCUCGUUGAUCUACGAAAGUUUCAGUUACGUGUACCAGCGGAGCAGCGGGUUGUCUGUCAUCAGCCGCGAAGAAAUUCGCCGGUUCAAACAGGCUUGGGCAGAAUUCGAUCCCAACGGUACUGGUUACAUCUCGAAAGAAGUGUUCCCUCGUCUUCUGGGGGAACUCUCUGGUAUAUUCGAGAUGCGCAUCUACGAUGGCGACUUCACAGUCGGAAGGCUCAUCGAGGAAUGCAGUGCUCCCGGGAGAAGGCAGUCUCAUCUCCCUGUCCAGGGUCACGAACCGACAGCCGAGAUCGAUCUCAACAAACUGAACGAGCGGCUUGCACAUCUGCCUGUGGCGGAGAUUCGGCGACGCAGACAUCGCAUGAAUACUUUCUAUGAAGAAGUGCUUGUCUCGAGCGAUCCUGACCGAGGCAUUGGCUUCACUUCUCUGCUCAUGAUACUAGCUCAUUACAAGGUUAUCAACGAUAAUAAGAGCUUGAGAUUAGAAGAGUUCCUCCGCCGUCGAGCACGCAUGCAACGUGUAGAAGAGCAAGUGCGCCGCAACGUUGUCAAAGGCUUCUUCGACACAUUAUAUUGGACACGCCGCUUCCGCCGUGCCAUUGAACAGAAACAGUCCGGCCGCAUGACAGCUGUACCCCAAUUCACAGUCCCGGAAAUCUUUGUCGACGAUGAAGACAUCACAGAUGCGAAUCGCGGAAACUACUCUACCCCCGGCGGCUCCCUUUUUACACCCGUGGAUCUCCACGCCGGGGAUUACGGCGACUGGCGCGCCUCAGGCAGCGAUGCACGAUCCCCCUCCCCGCCGGGCGAUAUGACAUUGCGCAGUCGCGCGAACUCCAUACAGACAACCCCACAACAAUCUCCGACUCGAGCCUCGCCGCUCUCACCGUCCAGAGUCUCGCCGCAAAUGUCGCCCUUCUCCCCGCCAGCAGACGGCGAAUGGCAAUUUGCGUCAGCGCUCAGUCGCCCUCCUAGUCCGCUCGAGCCAGAUGGUUCGGCGACAGGUGCUCGCAGCAGGGCGAAUAGCGCAGUCAGCGCGGCGGAUGUCUUGGAGGUGCUGGAUAAUUCCGCCUGGGGGGAGAGUAUUCGGAGAAGCUUCACGCAGCGGAGAUCGGGUCAUUCUGGCGGGAGGUGAUGAUGGAGGUAUGGGUUGGACUAUUUUUGGCGCUUUAGAAAAAGUGGGUUGAUGGGCAGGGCCAGUCCAGGCUGUCUGGCGACGUCCAUGACACUAUUCACGGAGGAUUCAUGUUUCACUCGCAGAAU
Westerdykella ornata is the source of this 6751-nucleotide messenger RNA. RefSeq lists its product as uncharacterized. The record is from RefSeq and is a predicted model, not a curated record. Bases 165 to 6623 code for a protein of 2152 amino acids. Gene Ontology annotation, biological process: calcium ion import across plasma membrane. Gene Ontology annotation, molecular function: high voltage-gated calcium channel activity; calcium ion binding. The transcript has 5 exons. Lineage: Eukaryota; Fungi; Ascomycota; Dothideomycetes; Pleosporales; Sporormiaceae. Gene Ontology annotation, cellular component: voltage-gated calcium channel complex; membrane.